UAAGUCCUCCGAUGAAGGUAGGCGUGUUAAGUGAACUGAACGGGACAGCUCUACAGAGAAAGACUCGCCGAGACCGAGAAACACAAACCCGCUUCUGUUGACACCCUUGGGGGGGGACAUCUCAACAUCAAGAAUACGGCAUUGAGGUUGCAUGCAGAGUAUAUUAUAGUAUGAAACAUCAUUUGGAUCUGAGUGUGUUUCCUACUGCACAACCAGGGUUUUAACAGACACUCGUUCGCUCUGUAAUUGACAAUUCCAUUACCUUUUUAUGUAGUAUUUUCUAAACCUGGAAUGACCUGUUCUUACUGGAUUGUUUGAUGGGGCUUCUAAGAAUCAUGAUACCGCCCAAGUUUCAGCUUCUGGCGCUGUUGGCAUUCGCAGUGGCCAUGUUCUUCUUGGAGAACCAAAUCCAGAAGCUGGAGGAGUCUCGGGGAAAGCUAGAGCGGGCCAUCGCGAGGCACGAGGUGCGUGAGAUCGAGCAGCGGCACACACAGGAUGGCCUACGGGAGCGGGAGGCCCCCUCGGUGGCCGACAGCGAGGACGUGGUGGUUAUCUACAACCGCGUACCCAAGACGGCCAGUACCUCCUUCACCAACAUCGCCUACGACCUGUGUGGCAAGAACCACUACCACGUGCUGCACAUCAACACCACCAAGAACAACCCGGUCAUGUCCAUGCAGGAUCAGGUGCGGUUUGUGAAAAACGUGACAGAGUGGAGGGAGAUGAAGCCGGCGUUCUACCACGGUCACGUUUCUUUCCUGGACUUUACAAAGUUUGGAGUAAAGAAGAAGCCCGUCUACAUCAAUGUGAUCCGCGACCCCAUCGAGCGCCUGGUGUCCUACUACUACUUCCUGCGUUUUGGGGACGACUACCGGCCCGGCCUGCGGCGCCGGAAACAGGGGGAUAAGAAGACCUUUGAUGAGUGUGUGUCGGCGGGAGGCUCAGACUGCGCCCCGGAAAAGCUGUGGCUGCAGAUCCCCUUCUUCUGUGGUCACUACUCUGAGUGCUGGAACGUGGGCAGUCACUGGGCCCUGGAGCAGGCCAAGUAUAACCUGGUCAAUGAGUACCUGCUGGUGGGGGUGACAGAGGAACUGGAGGACUUUGUUAUGAUGCUGGAGGCGGCGCUGCCACGCUUCUUCAGGGGCGCCACAGAGCUCUACAGAACAGGGAAGAAAUCCCAUCUGAGGAAGACAAGUGAGAAGAAGCCGCCGACCAAGGAGUCCAUCGCCAAGCUGCAGCAGUCGGCCAUCUGGAAGAUGGAGAACGAGUUCUACGAGUUUGCCCUGGAGCAGUUCCAAUUUGUCCGGGCUCACGCCGUCCGGGAGAAGGACGGGGAACUCUACCUGCUGGCCCAGAACUUCUUCUACGAGAAGAUCUACCCCAAAACGAACUAACUAAUGCACAUGGAAGAUGGACCAUUCAUCUAGGCUUCAUCCCGUAGUCACAUACACUGGACAGAGGAGAAGAGGAAGACUAAUAUAAUCAGUGGGUCUGUGGAACUGUCUGUGUUGGACGUUAGUCAGCAGUCUCUGAAUGUCGCCCACUUAACUAACUGACUCCUCCUCGUCUCCAUAGUAGCCGACAGAACUAGGAAGUGGCCUCUUCCUGGUGCGAGAUCAUGCCAAUAGGUCAUGUUCCCACCAGCAUCCCAGGUCCAGGACUCCCUUUAUUCUUCCAGGUGAAAGGUCACAGGAGUGGUAUGCUCGACGGACACAUGACAGGAGACGAGUCUACUUGGCAGCUGCCCAUGUUCUCUUUCUUCUGAUCACAUGAUUUAUAUUUUCCGUCCAGGGGGAGGGGUUUUAUUGGCUGUGUUCCGUUUGGUUUCGUUUUUGUGGUUUAUUCUACUUUACUAUCAUCGUCUAUGGGAACAUUGUCGACCCUGUUUUAUACGUUAAGAGGGUGUAAUUUUUUAUGUUGUAACCCUCCCACUAAUAAGAUAAAAGUUGACUACUAUGUUAUCUUGGAGUUUACCUAUAUGAACUGCAGACAUUUUUCCAAAAUCUAAAUCAUGUGACCUCCAUAGACUUGAGUGACAGAUGCACCCUGUUCACUACUGUGGUACUACUAUUCAGUGUUUGAUACUAUACUAUACUUAUUUAGUUGUUUUCUGACUCUUUCACCCGGUUGGAAUAUUGCUAGGAGGAAUGUGAAGUGUUUGCACAUGAUUUAAUUAAACUAUGGAAGAAGACAGACAACUGACCAUUUAGCUGCUGUACAUAAUACUAAUUUCAAUCUGGAUCAAACAGUUAAUCUAUAUCAAGAGGACUUACUAUUAAUACCUUAUUUCAGCUCUGGUAUAACACAUUUAGUUAAUGAGCCAUUUAUAGAUUUUUCUCUCAACUUUUGUUAUUUUCUCUAUAUUGGCAAGACACCAUUUAAUUUUUGUGCUUUUACUGUCAUAACCCAAAGAUCUCCCAAAUCUGUUGUUUUACUGCUUUAAACUCAUGAACUUGCUGAAUUUCUUGACACGAUAUUUGAUGACUGAAUUUAGAUGUUAUUUUGCUAUUCCCCUUAGGAUCAUAACUUGCAACCCAUUUUCAUUCAAUGUGUAUGGUUAUUAUGUAAGACUAUAACCUAACCUAACCCAUGCGUGCACUGCUAACUGCUGACACUGCUAAUGACAAUUUCGGUUCAUCUAUUGAUGGCCUGCUAAUACAGACACUGAUCAGAUCAUCUCUGUGACUCAGCCCAGCAACAGUGACUGCAGUGCUGGAGCACUAGAACAGCCUACAACAGUGUUGUGAAGAAGUGACUUUCCCAACUAAUCAGGCCCCAUCCCAGACGUUGAGGCAGCAGAAGUACUAAAAGCAAAGGGAUUUUGUUCACAGGGACUAUAAAAGAGAGGUCGACUCCCCGAGGGGAGUUGUAAUGUUGGCAUGGUAGGCAGGCAGUAAAAACCAAACAUUGAGAUCAUGUCAGACACAUUGCUUGUGUUCUCAUGUCAUUAAAGAGGCACUUCACCAUGUGACAUCAGGAGUCAUUUUCUUAGUCAUCUUCUUUUUUUACUACAGAACGCUGUUACUGUACUGUGCUAGAGGUAAUGAAUAUUUGAGGUUCAAAAGUAGUGAAGCGUCCCUUUUUAAGGUCUGUUAAACAGAAAGUAUUGUAGUUUUUGUUACAUGGCAUAUUGUGUAUUCCUCCCUAGACACCCCAAAACAUUCUCUCCCUCUCUCUGUUGCAGAUUUAUCUGCUGGAAUGUCAACCUCACAAUGUUUUUGUUAUUCUAUCGUUCUCAUGUUUUUAUUGUUUAUAUAUAUCACACACACAUUUAAAAACUGAAAUGCCCAUGACUGA
This is a messenger RNA of Oncorhynchus tshawytscha (Chinook salmon), 3297 nucleotides long. Its product is annotated as heparan sulfate 2-O-sulfotransferase 1. Lineage: Eukaryota; Metazoa; Chordata; Actinopteri; Salmoniformes; Salmonidae. The record is from RefSeq and is a predicted model, not a curated record. Gene Ontology annotation, molecular function: heparan sulfate 2-sulfotransferase activity. The coding region runs from base 318 to 1394 and encodes 358 amino acids. Gene Ontology annotation, cellular component: membrane. The transcript is spliced from 7 exons.